Xenopus laevis (African clawed frog) is the source of this 842-nucleotide messenger RNA. Its product is annotated as p21-activated protein kinase-interacting protein 1-like. The transcript has 3 exons. The record is from RefSeq and is a predicted model, not a curated record. NCBI's taxonomy places the organism in Eukaryota, Metazoa, Chordata, Amphibia, Anura, Pipidae. Bases 79 to 318 code for a protein of 79 amino acids.
GGUGAAGAAUCUUCAUGUCUUUGAACUGCAGGGAACUCAUGUUGUUGUAUCUUCAUCAAGUGACGGUUAUAUUAAGAUAUGGAAAAGGUCCAGACUUCUCCAUCAUUGCUUACUUGUCUCUCAGCUUGGCUUCCCAGUGGCAUAGACUAUAAGGAAAAAAGCAACACAACUGUCACUGCUUCAGCUGUGAAAGACUGUGACAGGCCAAAGAAGAAAAAGGCCCAAAAUGAAACAACGGAUAAGGAAGCAAGUGAAACCCAAGUUGUACAUAAAAAGAGGAAAACUGAAAUUAAACAGAAAAAGAAACCAGUUAAAUAACUCAAUUUCUGUAUUCAUUUAAUACAUUUAUUCUCUGUACAUGUUUAUUCUCUUAAUUAAAUAGUUGAAAAGUUAAGGGAUAGUAAUUUAUUUUUUAAUAUGCAAUAACAUGCUAAUGCAAUAUCAUUAUUUGAAUACUAAAUAUCUGCUUUUGGUAUCACUAAAGGUAUAUCCUACUCUCUUUUUUGUUAUGCAGCACACCCUUUUCAUGCACACACCAAAACAAGCUAAUUAAGAAAUGUGCAACAGGCCCUAUGGAGCUUGAAAUGUUUUCUGCUGUUUAACCAUUGGGCCAGACCUACUUGUCAUUUUACUCCUCCUCAGGACACCACAGCAAAACAACCCUUUCCACAUUUUACCCCUUUAAACUUCCCAUCGCUUAUGCAAUCGUGGCACCUGGUCAAGGUUAUUACUGUUUCAUUCACUUGAGAAAAAUGUUAUUCAUGCUCCAUUAAUUUAUUAGUCAUCUAGUUCAACAGCUGAAAUGCAGUGGCUGUAUUUAAUAAAAUUGAUGUUUUAUAUUU